Molecule: messenger RNA, 1968 nt
Organism: Coregonus clupeaformis (lake whitefish)
Lineage: Eukaryota; Metazoa; Chordata; Actinopteri; Salmoniformes; Salmonidae
Exons: 2
Coding region: 30-1658 (542 amino acids)
Molecular function (GO): nucleic acid binding; zinc ion binding
Source: RefSeq, a predicted model, not a curated record
GUCACAGUCUACACAAGUGUUGGAAAUUUAUGAAUAAAACCAUCUCUGAGCGAGUCAAGUUUGUUCAAGGGAUGAAGUGGUGCUUUGGCUGUCUGAAGCCUGGCCAUCGCUCAAAGGAGUGUGAAAAUAGAAGGAUCUGUGAUACUUGUGAGAAAGGACAUCCAACCUGCCUACACGAUAAUCGCAGCAAAGAAAGAGGAAUGUCAACAAGGACUGAUGGAGAAAUGGAGAGUGACAAGUCAAGAGAAGGAACGACAGAUCGUUCACAAGAGAGGGUGACAAAACCACCACGCGAGGUAACAUCUAACAGAGUUAUCCAGAAUGUUAAAGGCACCCAUACAUCCUCAGUCAUUCCUGUGUGGUUGUCCACUACAAGUAAGCCAAAUCAUGAAGUCCUUGUGUACGCUCUUCUCGAUACACAGAGUGACACGACCUUCAUCCUUGAAGAGACAGCAAAGGUGCUUCACACUAAAAAUGAACCAGUCCAGUUAAAGCUCUCCACAAUGGCUUCAAGAAAUACAGUGGUGCCUAGCAGAAGGCUGACUGAUCUACAAAUAAGAGGAUUCUACUCCGAUAAGAUAAUCUACCUGCCAGUAACUUACUCAAGAGAAUUCAUCCCUGCAAACAGAGAUCAUAUUCCCACACCAGAGACUGCCAAGGCAUGGUCUCAUCUUGAGCACAUUGCAGAUGAAAUUGCUCCUCUGCAGAGCUGUGACAUCGGCCUACUAAUUGGCUACAACUGUCCUCAAGCUCUUAUACCAAGACAAGUGGUUGCUGGAGAAGAAAAUGAGCCCUUUGCUCAGAGAACAGACUUGGGUUGGAGUGUAGUCGGCUAUGGCAACCCAUGUCUUGACUUUGGAGAUGCCUUUGGAAUAAGCCAUCAAGUCAUUGUGAAGCAAGUGACAUCAGUUCUUCCAAAUCUCCCAAACGAAGUGCACUAUGUCUGUAGAACACAGAUCAAAGAAGUAGUCCUUCCAACAGACGUCAUCAAGGUGUUGGAAUCUGAUUUUGUAGAAAGGGCUUCAGAAGAUGACCCAGCUGACCACGCCUCAAGGGGUGUCACAGCAGAACAACUCACAGCUUCUAACUGGUUCACAGGUCCAGACCUUCUUUGGCAAAAAGAGCUACCAACUGGAGUUGUCAUGGUGGGAGAGAUCGAGAGCAGUGACCCAGAGGUCAAGAAAGCUCAGGUUCAUGACACUCAGGCAGAAGAAGCAAAAACAAUUUUAGAUCGUCUACACAAGUUCUCAGACUGGGCAAGAAUGGUGAAGGCUGUUGCCAGACUCAAGCGCCGUGCUAAGGAAAUCAAAGGUCUCAAGCCAAAGUCCUGUGAGGCCUCGAACUUGGAGGAAAGGAAAGAGGCGGAGCUGACCAUAAUCAAGAUGGUCCAGGAAGCAACUCUCUCUCAAGAAAUUCAACGCCUUAGACAUCAUAAGGAGACAAAGGUCAAAGACAAAGCCAACCAGUUGCACAAACUAUGUCCGUUCCUGGAUGACCAAGGUGUAAUCAGAGUAGGAGGCCGCUUAGCUAAUGCUGCCCUACAUCCACAUGUGAGGCAUCCAGCAGUACUUCCUAGAGACAGUCAUGUUUCUGCAUUGCUCGUCAAGCACUAUCAUGAGAGAGUGUACCAAAGAUCGCAGAAAUGCAAAGGUCGGUGACAUUGUUCUGUUACAAGAUGCUGCCACACCACGAAACCAAUGGAAGCUAGCAAGAGUCAUCGAGGUCUAUCCUGGAAGUGAUGAAAGAGUGAGGAGACUCAAGUUACUCAUCAGUGACUCCUCCCUGGAUGGAAGAGGAAAGUGUACAGCCAAACCUGUUUACCUGGAGAGACCCAUUCAGAAAACAGUUACAUUGCUAGAAGCAGACUGAUGGUUCUAUCAUACACUCACACACAGUUUAUUAGUUGUUUAUUAGGACAGAGUUUCAUUUAAUUUAUUCAUGCAGUAGGUUUGUCUCCAAGUUUUAAGA